Heterobasidion irregulare TC 32-1 is the source of this 1377-nucleotide messenger RNA. RefSeq lists its product as uncharacterized. The transcript has 4 exons. The coding region runs from base 1 to 1377 and encodes 458 amino acids. Gene Ontology annotation, cellular component: P-body. The record is from RefSeq and is a predicted model, not a curated record. Gene Ontology annotation, biological process: protein modification process. Lineage: Eukaryota; Fungi; Basidiomycota; Agaricomycetes; Russulales; Bondarzewiaceae.
AUGUCGACUUCCAAUGCUUUUGUGUCUUGGCCUACCGCGCCUCUUACCCUCGCCCUUGUCCAAAAAGCUCUGUCCUCUCUACCGGUUGUCUUCGACACAGCUGCGAGGAUACCUGGUAAUGGAGGCAAACUUGACAAGCUUGUCCAAUGGUCGACUUACGACGAAAUCGACCAUGACCUAACCUACACAUCUCAGCACUCUGUCUUGUCCUCCUCCUACAUCAUUCGGAAAGCUCUUAUCCGCAAGCACUUUUUGGCACGCUGCGUACAAUCGUAUCUUGCCAAGCACCCCGACUCUGUCCUUCGCAAUGCCGUUCCGAAGACUUGGGAGCUGGAAAUCUCGUUUGCGGACGAACUGGACGAUAUGUGGGCAGAUGACCUCUGGGACCUUGGACUGGAGAUGGAUGAUAAAACCGAGGGCGCUCGCAAAUGGUGGAUUUUAAAGCCCGGUAUGGCGGACCGCGGUCAAGGCAUUCGUCUGGUUGACUCAAAAGAGGCUUUGCAACAGGUAUUUGAGGAUUUCGAGGGAGACGAAGAAGAGGGGGAGGCUCAGUCUGAGGGUGAGGAUGGAGAUCUUGAUACCGCUGUUAUUAUAUCCCAGCUCAGACAUUUUGUCAUUCAGGAAUACAUUUCUACACCUCUUCUUUUAGAUCCGUAUCAAGUGCUUCUCGAUAGCUCUAUAGCUCGUCCUCUCGAUGCGUUAAAAGGUCAUAAAUUCCACCUUCGCGCGUACUGUAUCGCACAAGGAGCCUUGAAGGUCUACAUUUACACCCGUGUUCUCGCGCUCUUUUCGUCGAAGCCUUACUUCGCCCCCACGCAACCAGACUCAGACAGCAGCCCGUCUUCGGGGAUCGACCUCGCGCCUCACUUGACGAACACCGCGCUCCAGACGCACCGAGGCGAGGAAGGCGUGCGUCUAUUUGACGAGCUUGUGGGAUGCCAAAUCCUGUCGCAGCCGACUGCCGAAGGUCCAAUCGCCCUCACGGCGGUGCAUAUCGCCGGAAUACAGGACCAGAUGGCCAACAUCAUCGCGGAGACAUUCCAAGCAGUGCUCGAGACGCCCGUCCACUUUCAGCCUCUGCCGAAUGCUUUCGAGCUGUACGGCGUCGACUUCCUUGUCUCGUAUUCACCUUCAUCAGAGUCUUUUUCAGAGCCUAAGUUCCAGGUCCAGCUGCUCGAAAUCAAUGCGGAACCGGCCAUUGAGCUAACGGGUGCGCGUCUGACAUGGAUUCUCGAAGACUUAUUCGAAGCCAUCGGGACGGUCUGCGUGCUGCCCUUCAUCCAGGAUAUUGCUGAAGAAGACUGGACAGUUGGCGAGACCCGACAUCUGCUCAGAAAAUGUUUGGAUUCGGAGGUUCGAGGCGCAGGAGGGUGGUAA